AUGGCAGGGACUUCUAGUAUUGUUCAUGCCAUUUAUGUGAUCAUCAUCCAACUCCCUCUUUUGACAUUUGCAGCUGGCAUCCUAUACAUUGCGACAACAUGUAUCUACCGAAUCUAUUUCCACCCAUUUGCCAAAAUCCCCGGCCCAUUUCUCGCAAAGCUAACCGAUGCAUAUGCAUUGUAUCAUGCUUGGAUAAAGGAUACCCAUCUCACAAUCUACAGUCUUCAUAAUCAAUACGGUACCAUCAUUCGCUAUGGGCCUGAUAAGAUUCUUGUCAAUGAUGUCGAUGGAAUGAAGGAAAUAUAUGGCUUCAAUGCAAAUUUCCGAAAGGGCAGAGAGUACGAAGCGAUGAGAUUUAAUCCUGUGCAUAGUAUAUUCAAUGCUACGGAUAAGAAGAUGCAUCGACGAAAAAGAAGGCUGGUGGGUCAAGGAUUCUCCGAUAGUGCCCUCAGGGCGAGUGAAAGUUCUAUUUUGGAGCACAUUGAUCGCUUUGUCAAUGCUGUCCUGGAUGAGGAUGGAAGGGAUGAGAAAAGAGGAGGUUGGGUGGCUGCAAAAGAUGUGUCAGUGUUUGCAAGUUACCUAUCCCUUGACUUGAUCACCGAUCUAGUGUUUGGAAAAUCUACCGAUACACUGAUCAAACCUGAUAAUCGGCAGUUCAGGCCUCUUCUUGUCAUGACUGGUACCCGAAUGACUAUGGCUUUCCAAAUGCCGUCUGCGUUUCGGACUGGUAAGUCCGGGCAGUGGUUGGAUUUGGGCACUUGGAUGCUUCAUAAUGUCGACAUUUUACGAGCACAAUGGGCUGGAAUGCUACGAGGAUGGGCUAUGGACAGAAUACAAGCAGAAAAAACUUGUACAACCGAGCCUAGCCGGAGAGAUAUGAUGUCUACAAUCAUCAAUGCUACAGACCCGGAUACGGGGGAGACACUAGACCCACAAGAAAUCGGUGCGGAGGCAUUUACAUUGAUCACUGCUGGAGGGGACACUACCUCUGUAGGGAUAUCGGCAACAUUUUUUUAUCUCUCCCGCAAUCCUAUUGCAUACGAGCGUCUUGUCAGGGAAAUCCGGUCUCGAUUUGAGUCGGUAGAUGCUAUUCGCAUAGGAAGCACGCUUUCUUCGUGCCAUUAUCUCCGCGGAUGCAUCGACGAAGCAAUGCGCAUUUCUCCACCAAUAGCAGUCCCUUUGUACCGUGAAGCAGGACAAGGUGGCGCUACGAUUUGCGGCGUUUUCGUUCCAGAAGGCUAUGUGGCAGCGUCUCACGUUUAUGCAAUGCACCACAAUGAAAAAUAUUAUCCAGACCCUUACUCAUACCGACCCGAGCGAUGGCUUCCUCCGACCCCUGCGUACGAAAAUGAAUCAAUCUCAGUGACACAAGAGGCGAAAUCCGCUUUUCUAGCUUUUAGUCACGGGCCCAGAAACUGCAUCGCUGUUAAUUUGGCAUAUCUGAAUCUCAGUCUCUCUGUUGCAAGGUUGGUGUGGAUGGCCGAUUUUCGGGUUCCACAUUAUCCAAGCCUUGUGCGUAUUGGAGAGGGCGAUCCAAAUGAUAAAAAUCCGUUGCGCAGGAGAGUGAAUGAAUAUCAGUUGUAUGAUAUCUUUGCUUCGGAUAAAAAGGGCCCAAUGCUGGAAUUUAGGCGAAGGGAUGGGGGUAGAUGA
This is a messenger RNA of Talaromyces proteolyticus, 1650 nucleotides long. Its product is annotated as putative benzoate 4-monooxygenase cytochrome P450. Bases 1 to 1650 code for a protein of 549 amino acids. The transcript has 2 exons. Lineage: Eukaryota; Fungi; Ascomycota; Eurotiomycetes; Eurotiales; Trichocomaceae. Gene Ontology annotation, molecular function: monooxygenase activity; heme binding; oxidoreductase activity, acting on paired donors, with incorporation or reduction of molecular oxygen. The record is from RefSeq and is a predicted model, not a curated record.